AAAAUAAGCUCAUCAAACCAGCAAAAAACAAUGGCCGACAUCAAGCCACCAUUCACCGAAGAAUCAGCUCGCAAGAAGGUUAAAGCGGCCCAGAACCUGUGGAAUUCCCAAGACCCCGUCCGAGUCGCGCAGGCCUACACCCCGACCUGUAUCUGGCGCAACCGCACCUCAUUCUUCGCCGGAACCGAGGGCAUCGUCGAGUUCCUGACCGCGAAGUGGAAGCGCGAGCGGAGGUAUCGUCUGCGGAAGGAGCUGUUCGCGUUCACGGACGACCGGAUCGCCGUGCAGUUCUGGUACGAGUUCCAGGACGCGGACGAUGGGCUGCGCUGGAAGCGCUGCUACGGGCUGGAGGACUGGACUUUCGACCGCGAGACGGGGAAGAUGCGUAAGCGGAUGAUGAGUGGGAAUGAUGUCUUGAUUGGACCCGAUGGGAAUGGGGAGGGGAGGUGGUUUGUGGAUGGGGUGGAUGUUGACGAGGCGGAGAUUGGGGAGGAGCAUUGGUAGUGAUGAG
Aspergillus aculeatinus CBS 121060 is the source of this 511-nucleotide messenger RNA. Its product is annotated as nuclear transport factor 2 family protein. NCBI's taxonomy places the organism in Eukaryota, Fungi, Ascomycota, Eurotiomycetes, Eurotiales, Aspergillaceae. The record is from RefSeq and is a predicted model, not a curated record. The transcript has 2 exons. The coding region runs from base 31 to 504 and encodes 157 amino acids.